This is a messenger RNA of Aspergillus calidoustus, 1832 nucleotides long. The record is from the annotation of a GenBank genome assembly. NCBI's taxonomy places the organism in Eukaryota, Fungi, Ascomycota, Eurotiomycetes, Eurotiales, Aspergillaceae.
CGACAAGUUUGUCCUGACAUUUUUCCCGGCUACAUUUUCCUGGCCAGUUCAGUAACUUCACUGAUAGAAUGCAUCUCGAUGCAGCAUUGCAGUGAAUCGGAAAUCGGCAACUCGAUCAUCAACACUGGCACAAUCUCAUCCAUACAUCUUAUCUCUACCCUCCCGAUUCCCCAAUCCGAUCAGGAAGAAUGCUAUCAACGAGAUGGCGGAGCGGGCGCCUGAACCAUGAUAGCGGAGCGGCGAGCGGAUGCUGCACUCUGGGAGGCGGCCCGCGCACCUGCCUGUAUCUAUGUGACAGCCACGCGAGCAGCUUCCUUCUCUACACUUGAGGCACUUAAAAUGACCACUCAUCCCCCUCAACAAUGGCUUCAAAUUCAUCAACAGACAUCUCCCCUUCACCAUCAUCAUCAACCAUGGGCUCAAUCUCCGGCUGGAAGCGCCUCAACGUCGCCAUCGUCGGCGGCGGCAUUGGUGGGCUAGCAGCCGCCAUCUCGCUCCGUCGCGCAGGCCACCAAGUCACCAUCUAUGAGCGCCACGACUUUGCAGGUGAAGUCGGUGCCUCGAUUUCCUGCGCUGCAAACGGCACGCGCUGGCUGCACGAGUGGGGAGUUGAUAUUCCCAAGGGCGACCCCGUCGUGCUGAAGAAGCUCAUCAACCGCGACUGGAAGACCGGCGAGCCGGUUAGCGUGUAUGACCUUGAUGAUUAUGAGGAGCGCUGGGGUUAUGUGUAUAAUAUGUUUCAUCGGCAGUAUAUGCAUUCUAUGCUCAAGGACUGUGCAUUGCAGGAGGAGGGGAAGGGGAUGCCUGUGAAACUGCUUGUUAACCACCCUUGCGAAAACAUCGACAUGGAAACCGGCCUCAUCACCUUCUCAGACGGCACAACAGCCCAGCACGACCUCAUCGUCGGCGCCGACGGCAUCGGCUCCGCCGUCCGUCGGAUUAUCGGCCUGCACCCCGAAAAAACCGCAGCCCCCUCCAGCUGUCUCCACGCAAACGUCAUGACAGAGGACGCCGUGAAACUCGGCCUCGUCGACUACUCGCAGGACUCCGCGCUGCAAUACUGGGGCGGCCAGGAGGGCAAGUGGGAUAAGAUUGUGCUUUCGCCGUGUAAUGGCGGGAAACUGCUUUCGUAUUACUGCUUCUUCCCACGGGAGGUUGGAGACUAUACGAGUCAUACGUGGGGAGGCGAGGAUCGGCCGGUUGAGGAGUUGCUUGCGCCGUAUCCGGAGCUGGAUGAGCAGGUGCGGUCGCAUUUGGCGAUUGGGAUUGAGGUGCGGCCGUGGAGGCUUUGGGUGCAUCAACCAUACGAAUAUAUCAGCCGCAACAUGGUCUGCCUGCUCGGCGAUGCAGGCCACCCGAUGAUGCCGCACCAGAGCCAAGGCGCCUGCAUGGCGAUCGAAGACGCCGCCGCGCUGGGCAUCCUCUUCAACGAGGAGCACUUCUCCGGCGACGUCGCGCAGACGCUCCGCUACUACCAGGAGAUCCGCCUCCCCCGGGUGACCAAAGUGCAAGCUGCGUCGGCCAAAGCCGCAUACAACAUCAACGAGCGCAUCGGGUUCUCGAGUAACACGGGGAACACGAAGUACAGGGUCGAGGAUGAGAAGAAGAAGCUGACGAUUGAGGAAAUGAAUGCGUAUGACAUGUAUAAGGAUAUUGAGGAGGUUAUUGCGGUGGAUCGUGGGGUGCCGUUUGAGGGGAAGUUUAUUCGCGGGUUGCCGGUUGGGUUGAAGUUGUCGAAUGGAGUUACUGUUGGCGAGGAGGCUUAAAUUUGUACUUUAUGAUGCCUUGUUGUUUAGCGUUUAUUCAUGAAUACUGUUAUGUUCAAUCUGAUU